AUGAACCGUAUUUUUGGAUUGGGUGCUAAAAAAACUCAGGAUCAGCUUUUCCAGGAGUCCAAUAAGGCCAUGAACGAAGCUCAACAGUCGAUGCAACAACGAAUAUCGCAAUUAGAUACUCAAAUAUCCCAAUUGAAUGUUCAACUGCAGGCCAUGCAGCGUAAGAUUUCUACGACCAGAUCUGCUGCGGGACAGCAACCUCUGAGAGCCAGGGCUUCGAAAUUGCUUAAUAAGCGGAAGCAACUGGAAGCGAUGCGAGAUUCAUUGGACUCACAAUCUUGGUCGAUGAAUCAAGCACAAAUGACUAGUGAUAACUUAAAAAAUACCAUGGUCACCGUCAACGCAUUGAAACAGACCAAUAAGGCUCUGAAAUCGCAAUACGGUAAGAUAAACGUCGAAAAAUUACAAGAUAUGCAAGACGAAAUGUUGGAUUUGGUUGAACAAGGUGAAGAAUUGCAACAAGUUCUUGCCAUGGGCAAUGGAUUGAAUGAUCUGGAUGAAAUAAGCGAGGGUGAAUUGGAUGCAGAACUUGAGGCACUUGGCGAUGAAGCAUAUGGUGCAGAAUUUGACGCAGACGUGGAGACAACGGCGAUUCCGUCGUAUCUUUCCGGCACAAUGCCUCAAUUCAUAGAUGAAGAUGUGCCUCAGGAGAAACAGGGCAACCUUGAGACCGCAACGUGA
Messenger RNA from Lachancea mirantina, 681 nucleotides. Lineage: Eukaryota; Fungi; Ascomycota; Saccharomycetes; Saccharomycetales; Saccharomycetaceae. The record is from the annotation of a GenBank genome assembly.